Molecule: messenger RNA, 3000 nt
Organism: Callorhinus ursinus (northern fur seal)
Lineage: Eukaryota; Metazoa; Chordata; Mammalia; Carnivora; Otariidae
Source: RefSeq, a predicted model, not a curated record
AUGACCUACCCAUAUAGGAAGAUUCCCAGCCAUUUUGCCAAAGAUGGGCCCCGGGAAGGAGACACUGGCCCUUCGGGUGCUUCCCUUCUGCCCUCGGGAGCGCUGGGGAGUAGCAGCGGUCUGAGCAAGGAGAGCCUCGAAGAGAAAGUGACUUUGGCCCCUCUGAAUCCAGCGCAGUCGGGGGAAGAUCUUCGAGAGCCGGAGCUAGAAGGGGCAGUCCCUUCGGCCGCCCUGUCCACGCGGCUGCCGGAGGAGGCCGCCACCAAGCGCGCCCUCCCCUCCGGGAAGAAGGUGCCUUCGCUCAAGCAGGUGAACUCGGUCAGGAAACAGCUGCGGCCCAAAGCCACCUCCACGGCAGCUGUCCAGAGGGCGGCGUCCCCGCCUGCAUCCUCGGGCCUGGGGCUCCUCUCCUCCGACACCGAGAAGCCCCGCCCCCCGGGAGACCCCGAGCCCGCCGCCUCCGAGGAGCCCCUCUGGCUGGACCGGAAGGCAGGUGCGGUCCCCACGACGCCCGCACCCCUGCAGAUCUCCCCCUUCACCUCGCAGCCCUACAUGGCCCACACGCUCCCCCAGAGGCCCGACCCCGGGAAGUCUGAGGCGCCUGAUGAUGCCCCCGAGGCUCCCCCAGAAGAUGCCAGUCCCAUGACCUUAAUGGACAAAGGCGAGAACGAACUGACCGGGUCAGCCUCAGAGGAGAGCCAGGAGACCACGACAUCCACCAUCAUCACCACCACAGUCAUCACGACUGAGCAGGCCCCGGCUCCCUGCAGUGUGAGCUUCUCCGAUCCUGAAGGGUACAUCGACUCCAGUGACUACCCACCGCUGCCCCUCAGCGGCUUCCUGGAGUGUACGUACAACGUGACGGUCUACACUGGCUACGGUGUGGAGCUCCAGGUGAAGAGCGUGAACCUGUCGGACGGCGAGCUGCUCUCCAUCCGCGGGGUGGAUGGUCCCACCCUGACUGUCCUGGCCAACCAGACUCUCCUGGUAGAGGGACAGGUUAUCCGAAGUCCCACCAACACCAUCUCUGUCUACUUCCGGACCUUCCAGGAUGACGUCCUUGGGACUUUUCAGCUGCACUAUCAGGCCUUCAUGCUGAGCUGCAAUUUUCCCCGCCGGCCCGACUACGGGGAUGUCACGGUGAUGGACCUGCACCCGGGCGGGGUGGCCCACUUCCACUGCCACCUGGGCUAUGAGCUCCAGGGCGCCAAGACGCUGACUUGCAUGAACGCCUCCAAGCCACACUGGAGCAGCGAGGAGCCCGUCUGUUCAGCCCCUUGUGGAGGGGCUGUGCACAAUGCCACCAUUGGCCGGGUCCUCUCCCCAAGUUACCCAGGAAACACUAAUGGGAGCCAGUUCUGCGUGUGGACCAUCGAAGCUCCAGAGGGCCAGAAGCUACACCUGCAUUUCGAGAGGCUGUCAUUGCAUGAGAAGGACAGGAUGAUGGUCUACAGUGGCCCGACCAACAAGUCUGCUCUUCUCUAUGACUCCCUCCAAACCGAGAAUGUCCCCUUUGAGGGUCUGCUGAGUGAGGGCAACAGCAUCCGCAUUGAGUUCACCUCUGACCAGGCGCGAGCAGCCUCAGCCUUCAACAUCCGGUUCGAGGCCUUUGAGAAGGGCCACUGUUAUGAGCCCUACAUUCAGAAUGGGAAUUUCACCACAUCUGACCCGACCUAUAACAUCGGAACCAUAGUGGAGUUCACCUGUGACCCCGGCCACUCUCUGGAGCAGGGUCCAGCCAUUAUCGAGUGCAUCAAUGUGCGGGACCCCUACUGGAAUGACACAGAGCCCCUAUGCAGAGCCAUGUGUGGUGGGGAGCUCUCUGCCGUGGCCGGGGUGGUGCUGUCCCCAAACUGGCCAGAGCCGUAUGUGGAAGGUGAAGAUUGUAUCUGGAAGAUUCACGUAGGGGAGGAGAAACGGAUCUUCUUAGAUAUCCAGUUCCUGAACCUGAGCAACAGCGACAUCCUGACUAUCUAUGAUGGCGAUGAGGUCAUGCCUCACAUCUUGGGGCAGUACCUUGGGAACAGUGGUCCCCAGAAGCUGUACUCGUCCACGCCGGACUUAACCAUCCAGUUCCACUCGGACCCUGCUGGUCUCAUCUUUGGGAAAGGCCAGGGAUUUAUCAUGAACUACGUAGAGGUAUCAAGGAAUGAUUCCUGCUCAGACCUGCCGGAGAUCCAGAACGGCUGGAAAACCACCUCUCAUACGGAGCUUGUGAGAGGAGCCAGAAUCACGUACCAGUGUGACCCGGGCUAUGACAUAGUGGGGAGUGACACCCUUACCUGCCAGUGGGACCUCAGCUGGAGCAGCGACCCCCCGUUUUGUGAGAAAAUUAUGUACUGCACCGACCCCGGGGAAGUGGACCACUCGACCCGCUUAAUUUCGGAUCCCGUGCUGCUGGUGGGCACCACCAUCCAAUACACGUGCAACCCUGGCUUUGUGCUGGAGGGGAGCUCUCUUCUAACCUGCUACAGCCGAGAGACCGGCACGCCCAUCUGGACGUCGCGCCUACCCUACUGUGUUUCGGAAGAGUCCCUGGCGUGUGACAACCCUGGCUUGCCCGAAAACGGUUACCAAAUCCUGUAUAAGCGGCUCUACCUGCCAGGAGAGUCCCUCACCUUCAUGUGCUACGAAGGCUUUGAGCUCAUGGGCGAAGUGACCAUUCGAUGCAUCCUGGGACAGCCAUCCCACUGGAACGGGCCCCUGCCCGUUUGCAAAGUUAAUCAAGACAGCUUUGAACAUGCAUUAGAAGUAGCAGAAGCAGCAGCCGAGACAUCGCUGGAAGGGGGAAAUAUGGCACUGGCUAUCUUCAUCCCAGUCCUCAUCAUCUCCUUACUGCUGGGAGGAGCCUACAUUUACAUCACCAGAUGUCGCUAUUACUCCAACCUCCGCCUGCCCCUGAUGUACUCCCACCCCUACAGCCAGAUCACCGUGGAAACCGAGUUUGACAACCCCAUUUAUGAGACAGGGGAAACCAGGGAGUAUGAAGUUUCCAUUUAA